GCUGUCAAACGACAGCCAUGACAUGACACUCCAAUUUACUUGUCAAGCAAAUAAAUUUCAGUGUUUUGAUAAUUUGGUAGGUCGACACUAAACUUGAAAAUAAUUACAAUUUUUGUGGCAGAAAUUCCAGUAAAAUACAAUAAAAGAACAAAACACAGCUACAUCUACCCCUUUGUACAAAAAGUAUAAAUAAUUACCGACAUGGAAGAUCAACGUAGCGACAGAGUUUAUGGUGGAUGCGAAGGUCCAGAUGCAAUGUAUGUGAAACUCAUAUCGUCCGAUGGCCAUGAAUUUAUUGUAAAACGAGAACAUGCACUUACUUCAGGAACAAUAAAGGCAAUGUUAUCUGGGCCAGGACAAUUUGCUGAAAACGAAGCAAAUGAAGUUCAUUUUCGAGAGAUACCUUCCCAUGUGCUACAAAAAGUUUGCAUGUAUUUUACUUAUAAAGUAAGAUACACAAAUAGCUCGACUGAGAUUCCAGAGUUCCCGAUAGCACCAGAAAUUGCUUUGGAAUUAUUAAUGGCUGCUAAUUUCUUAGACUGCUGAAUUCAGAACGAAAAAAUGAAUUAGAACGGAAAACGAUGUAUGAGAACGGUGAUCAUGUUAAAUCACAAUUAUAAAAAUGAAAUAAAUAUUUUGUUCUUUA
Episyrphus balteatus (marmalade hoverfly) is the source of this 646-nucleotide messenger RNA. RefSeq names its product elongin-C (gene EloC). Gene Ontology annotation, molecular function: protein-macromolecule adaptor activity. The transcript has a single exon. The record is from RefSeq and is a predicted model, not a curated record. Gene Ontology annotation, cellular component: elongin complex. Bases 202 to 546 code for a protein of 114 amino acids. Gene Ontology annotation, biological process: ubiquitin-dependent protein catabolic process. NCBI's taxonomy places the organism in Eukaryota, Metazoa, Arthropoda, Insecta, Diptera, Syrphidae.